AGGUUGAUGCUAAAAUUAGCACGUCAAAGCAAUCAGUCAGUGUUCGACGUUGAAAGCGAAAGACGGCUUGACUUGCCACUUGACAGUUGAAUAGAAGCGAAAGCUAAGGAACUACGCAAAGGUCUUCCUACUGAAAAUGUCAGCUGCAGCAGCAGAGUGUGUGCAACAAGUGGCACUUGUGACCGGCGCAUCUGUGGGCAUUGGCGCACAAGUUGCUGUGCUCUUAGCUAACAAAGGCAUAACCGUUGUGGGAUUGGCACGACGCUCCGAAUUGAUCGAGGAUUUGAAUAAACAAGUGACAGGACGCGGCAAAAUUCAUGGCCGCCACUGUGAUCUGAGCAAUGAGGAAUGCAUCACUGCCGCUUUCAAAUAUGUACAAGAGAAUUUCCCACCAAUUACAAUACUGGUAUGCAAUGCAGGCAUGUUGAAGGCGAAUUUUAUAUCAGAAUCCAGUGGCAAGGAUAUGAGAGAAUUGUUCGAGCUGAAUGUGGUUGCUACUUCCAUUUGCCUGCGUGAAGGAUUGAAGCAAAUGCGUGCGAGUAAAGUGAAGGGCCACAUCAUAAUUAUGAACAGCAUCCUCGGCCAUCGCAUACCGGAAGUGCCAGUGCCGUUAUUUAGCGUUUAUCCUGCGACGAAGCAUGCUUUAACGGCACUAUGUCAAACCGUCCGUCAGGAGAUACAUUUUCUCAAGUUAAAUAUUAAAUUAACGAGCAUAAGUCCAGGCAUGGUAGAUACUGAUAUGUUGAACGUUUAUUCUCGAGCUAUUGCCGAUAUGCCAAAACUGCAGGCCAAUGAUGUAGCUCAAGCGGUUAUAUAUGCAUUGGAGACGCCAGAUUAUGUGCAGGUUGAAGAAAUCGUUCUACAGGCUAUGGCCCGUUUUAAUGUAUAAUGUUUGUAGACAUGGCAUAUCAAGAUUCAUAUUCAUACAUAUAUAUGCAAUUAUAGAAUUUUAUACGAUUACUUAAACAAUUUAUUAUUUCAAUAUUAUUAAUAAAAACCAAAAUAUUACAAAAUU
Zeugodacus cucurbitae (melon fly) is the source of this 1015-nucleotide messenger RNA. RefSeq names its product farnesol dehydrogenase (gene rdhB). The record is from RefSeq and is a predicted model, not a curated record. The coding region runs from base 137 to 889 and encodes 250 amino acids. The transcript has 6 exons. NCBI's taxonomy places the organism in Eukaryota, Metazoa, Arthropoda, Insecta, Diptera, Tephritidae.